CGUAGCCGUAGGUUCCGCUUUAAAAACACUGUAAGAUCCGCAACCCUAAAUCCUGCUAGGGUUUGCUCAGUCAGUCUCGCCGAAACCAAUCUAUUGCUGGUUGCGCUGCUUGCUUCUUACAUUUUUCCCUCUCUUCGUCGCGCUUCGCAGACCUAGUUUGAGAAGGAAGCAUGUCUCAUCGUAAGUUUGAACACCCAAGACAUGGCUCUUUGGGAUUUCUUCCAAGGAAAAGAGCAGCCCGCCACAGAGGAAAAGUGAAGGCCUUCCCCAAAGACGAUCCAACGAAAACUCCCAGAUUGACUGCUUUCCUGGGAUACAAAGCUGGAAUGACCCAUAUUGUGAGAGAUGUUGAAAAACCCGGAUCAAAGUUACACAAGAAAGAAACAUGUGAAGCAGUUACAGUUAUUGAAACACCACCAAUGGUGGUGGUUGGUGUUGUUGGUUAUGUGAAGACACCCCGUGGUCUCCGUUCAUUGGACACAGUUUGGGCCCAGCAUUUGAGUGAGGAGGUGAAGAGGAGAUUCUACAAGAACUGGUGCAAGUCAAAAAAGAAAGCAUUCACCAAGUACUCAAAAAGGUAUGAGAGCGAAGAUGGGAAAAAGGACAUCCAGGCUCAGUUGGAGAAAAUGAAGAAAUACUGCUCUGUUAUUCGUGUUUUAGCCCACACUCAGAUUAGGAAAAUGAAGGGGUUGAAGCAGAAGAAAGCCCAUCUGAUGGAGAUUCAAGUUAAUGGUGGGGAAGUUGCAAAGAAGGUUGACUACGCUUAUAGCUUGUUUGAGAAGCAGGUUCCUGUUGAUGCUGUUUUCCAGAAAGAUGAGAUGAUUGACAUUAUUGGGGUUACCAAGGGGAAGGGUUAUGAGGGUGUGGUGACUCGAUGGGGUGUCACCCGUCUUCCACGUAAGACCCAUCGUGGUCUACGUAAAGUAGCCUGUAUUGGUGCCUGGCAUCCAGCUAGGGUGUCAUUUACUGUUGCCAGGGCUGGGCAGAAUGGUUACCACCAUCGUACUGAGAUGAACAAGAAGAUUUACAAGCUUGGGAAGGCUGACCAAGAGUCGCACACUGCAAUGACUGAGUUCGACAGGACUGAGAAGGAUAUUACCCCAAUGGGAGGUUUCCCGCACUAUGGUGAAGUGAAACAGGAUUACCUUCUAAUGAAAGGCUGCUGCGUGGGUCCUAAAAAGCGCGUUGUUACCCUGAGGCAGACGCUUCUGAAGCAGACAUCUAGGGUUGCGUUGGAGGACAUUAAGCUCAAGUUCAUCGAUACAUCGUCAAAAUUUGGCCAUGGCCGCUUCCAGACUACCCAAGAGAAGGCUAGGUACUACGGCCGGCUCAAGGCUUAAUCUGACAAUAUUGAUCGAUUCCAAUUUUCAUGGAGCCUUUAUAAGUUAAGACAUCUUUUGCUUCUGGUUUGGAUUCGAAGUUUUGAUUGCUUCCAGUUUUGCGACAGAAUAUAUGUUUGGGAUUCUAAACUAUGAGAAACAAAUUUGCUGCUGUUGUUGCUUUCGCUCAACAGACAUGUUUCAUUCUAUUUUUGUUGGAGUUGAUUCUAUAUGGAGAGUAAUUUGUUUGGCAGGGGCAUAAUGUUGUAACAGCAUCCGGUGCAUAUAAUGCAAGGAUACGUGGAAAAAAAAAUGUCCUUAUACUCUAUUGGGACGGGAUGUCUUGUGGGGUAUACCUGUGCUAUGCUUAUCAUCUUAGGACAAGGAUGGUCUGCCGUUCCACUUCCGGUGCUCUUCUGUUUUGUGUGGUCAGACAAUCCUUGUCCAUCAUCUUAAAGUAUCUUAAAGUGAUGGUGAUGUUCGUUAUCGAAUUUAAGACAGUUGGAUGAGUUUAAGUUUCGAGAUCUGUAGUGGUUAGAUACAAAUUUUUAACUCUAAACUUAUUCAAUGAUAAUACGUAGUGUGGUAAGCAUUACUAAGGAUGGUGUGUAUUAUUACCAUUGAAUGCA
Molecule: messenger RNA, 1948 nt
Organism: Malus domestica (apple)
Lineage: Eukaryota; Viridiplantae; Streptophyta; Magnoliopsida; Rosales; Rosaceae
Source: RefSeq, a predicted model, not a curated record